Molecule: messenger RNA, 255 nt
Organism: Eremothecium cymbalariae DBVPG#7215
Lineage: Eukaryota; Fungi; Ascomycota; Saccharomycetes; Saccharomycetales; Saccharomycetaceae
Gene: HSK3
Product: Hsk3p
Exons: 1
Coding region: 1-255 (84 amino acids)
Biological process (GO): attachment of spindle microtubules to kinetochore
Cellular component (GO): DASH complex
Source: RefSeq, a predicted model, not a curated record
AUGGCAAUCAAUAAUACACCAAAGAACUCAACUAACAAGGAGGAGACGAUGGAUCAAGCUAAGAAGCGGCACUAUGCACAGCUGGCACAACAAUUGCAGCUGCUACAAAGUAACUUAGAGACUACGGCGAAGCAUGUUGAGGUUAUGUCCUCACAGUGCAACGAGCACUUGGUAAAUAAGCUAGGUAAAAUACAGGCCUCGUGGUUUAUCGGUGGGAAUAGAUGCUUUGAACAGGAGAUGUUGGGUAAACAUUAA